UGUCCCCCGCCAGGAGUGACGUGAGCCGCGCGGGUCUGCAACGGCGAGGAGUGUGCGGGCGCCUAGACCCUGAUCGGCGCGGAGGAUGCCCCGAAGUGGCUUCGAUGCCCUCACGCAGCCUCUGGGGGAUGCAACUCCACUUAGAGGGGAGCCCAGGGUCAGGAUGGAAGGGCAGAGGAGGAGCAAAGCCAAUGGGUUCCAGCCCCAGGUGCCCCUUCCGGGGUUCGCACCACCGUUUCCCGCAGACUGGCCAAGUGCCUUACAUUCGUCAGAGCUGCGCCCUCUCCUAGCGUGAGGCGCGGCCCUGCUCUUCUCCCUAAGGGAAGCCAGGCUCACCUGAUGGCCUCUGAGGGCACUUGGGACACUUUCGGAACCCAGCCGCCUUUAGGACCCAGGGGAAAUCACGUGCUCCACGCCUGUCCGCGGAGCCAGUUCCUGAUUUCUGAGGCGGGGCAGCCACUGCUGCAGAGGUGGCAUUGUCGCGGGUGCCCUGUGGCCAGCCCAGAAGCCCCUGUGCCUGCUCUCAGGGUCCCUCCAGGGCCACCACCAUGAAACUGCACCGCAAGUCUGUGCUCAGUUUCUUCCAAGGCUGCAGAGCCCAGGCCCCAGACCAGGAGGGCAUCUUGCUGAAGAAGGGGGCCCGAAACAGCAGCUACCAGCGCCGCUGGUUUGUCCUCCGUGGAAACCUCCUCUUCUACCUGGAACACCAGGAAGCCCACACUCCCCUGGGCCUCAUCCUGUUGGAGAGCUGCCGGGUGGAGCCUCGCCUUAAGGCCGCAGAGCCCUUCGCCUUCACCAUCGUGACCCCCGGGGGAGAGGGCACAGGGGGGCGGGCCUACAAGCUGGCCGCAGAAAGCCAGGAGGAGCUGAGGGCUUGGCUGUGGGCGCUGGCCGGGGUGAGCUGGAGGCGGCUGGCUAGGCUGCUUCCCCCCAUGGAGGCCCAGUACCGGGAGCUGUGCCAGGCGGCUGGCCAAGAACCCAGGUGCCCCGCCGAGGACUGUGGCUUUCUAGCCAUCCUCGGGCCCCACUCCAGCUUCCAGGAGCUGCACGAGCGCUUUGGGAAGGAGAUCCGGGUGCUGCUGGCAGUGCACAGAGGACUCCGGGAAGCCAGGUCCCAGGCAAAGCUGGAGCAGCUCAACCAGUGUUUGUCGAGUGACUGAGAGGCAGACCAAAGGCCAGGGAGUACCCAUCUGCAGAGAUCACCGGAGACCCAGGCCCUGGCUCCUUCCCACCCUGCACCCUAAUCCCGGCCCCAAACCCCUUCAUCAAAUAACACGGCAGGAGACGGCCCAGGGACAA
Molecule: messenger RNA, 1299 nt
Organism: Oryctolagus cuniculus (rabbit)
Lineage: Eukaryota; Metazoa; Chordata; Mammalia; Lagomorpha; Leporidae
Product: sesquipedalian-1
Biological process (GO): endosome organization; retrograde transport, endosome to Golgi; receptor recycling
Cellular component (GO): trans-Golgi network; recycling endosome; early endosome
Source: RefSeq, a predicted model, not a curated record